Aspergillus clavatus NRRL 1 is the source of this 747-nucleotide messenger RNA. RefSeq lists its product as uncharacterized. The record is from RefSeq and is a predicted model, not a curated record. Lineage: Eukaryota; Fungi; Ascomycota; Eurotiomycetes; Eurotiales; Aspergillaceae. The transcript has a single exon. Bases 1 to 747 code for a protein of 248 amino acids.
AUGGGUCCAAUCAAAAAUGCCUUCAUCAAGGGGAUGAAUAUCAUCCUGCCCAAGUUGGAGAACCCUCCACGCGAGUCCUGGUCCAAGCAGUUAACUAAGGGAACCCCUGAGGAGGCCAUGAUCUCUUCCACCCCAGACAUUGAGCUGGUGGACAUGGAGAAAGAAUUUCUACGGGUAUGCUCCAGACAGGCAACCAAGGGAAGCUCCGAUGAUGCUAUGCCGCCUUUUACCUCAGAUAUUGAGCCGGUGGAGAUGGAAGCAGAACCUCCCUGCGCAUGCUAUGAUCUGGGCAUUGAGUGUCUGGAGGUUGCCUACCUCAACACCCCGUCCUUCGAGUCUCUCCAAACCAAAGAGUCUGGCCUGGAUUACAUCAGGUACUCGGUCAGUCUCUUGGAGCAGAUGAGCACCUGCGAGAAGUGCGCAGAGGAGACCACCGCGCAGGAGUUCCUCUUUUUGUUCUGCCGCGCAAUCUUGCAACAGUGCCGGGCCUUCUACGACAUGGUGGCCCAGACCCGCGACGACGAGGACCAGCAACCUCUUCUGCUGCCUGGUCACAUGUGGGUGACGGAUAGGGUGAGCGCCGUGUUCGUCCUUGGUAUGCUCACUGAAGGCCAGAUGAAGCGCUUCCAUACCUGUGUGGGCCGCAUUAUUGAGACGCUCAGAGAUCACCCGGUUUUCGAUGAGGAUGCCUGGAUGCUGAUGGAGGCACAGGCCUACAGACUGGUUGUGGACUCGGCCAUGUGUUAG